AGAUCUCAGCCCUGCACGAGCACGGCGAAAGCCUCCCUUCCCCCCAACCUCCCCAACCCAAACAAACCCAGGCGAAUCGCCGCGGCCCGCAAGCGCAAACGCAUCCUCAAACCCCAGCGAGCCGAGCCCACGCGGACGCGGAACCCCAACACCUCUCGGCGGCCGCCGCGGAAAAGAAGAAAGGCGGCCACGACGGCGGAGGCGGCAGCUUCAGCGAGGGCGACGGCGCUGAUGGAGUCCCUGGAGGCGCUCGUGGCGCACAUCCAGGGCCUAUCCGGCAGCCCCGAGGAGGUGGCGCACCUCCACAGCCUCCUCAAGCAGGCGGACGGCGACUCCCUGCGCGCCCACGCCGCCGCGCUGCUUCCCUUCCUCGCGCACCUCAGCCCCGAGACCCACUCCCUCGGCUACCUCUACCUCCUGGAGGCGUGCGCGACCUCCGGUUCCAAUCUGAGCGACUUCGGCGGCGGGGACUUCCUGGUCACCAUCGCCGGCUUCCUCACCGCGUGCUCGGCGGACCAGAUACGCCUGGCGCCCGACAAAUUCCUGAAUGUGUGUAGGGUGCUCAAGGAUCAGGUGAUGCAGCUCAACAUGCCUAUCAGAGGGAUCGCCCCGCUGCGGGCGGCGGUCCGUAAGAUCCAGUCUUCGCCCGAGCAGCUGACUCCACUCCACGCGGACUACCUUCUCCUGUGCCUGCUGGCGAAGCAGUACAAGGCUGGACUCAGCGUCCUGGAAGAUGACAUAUUCGAAGUCGAUCAGCCAAAGGACCUGUUCCUCUAUUGCUACUACGGAGGGAUGAUUUACAUUGGGCUCAAGAAGUUUCCUAAAGCUUUGGAGCUUCUUCACAAUGCUGUUACUGCUCCAAUGUCAAUGCUGAACGCGAUUGCUAUAGAAGCUUACAAGAAGUAUGUCCUAGUUUCACUCAUUGUGAAUGGACAGGUCCCAUCAUUUCCUAAGUAUACAUCCGUAUCAGGUCAAAGGAGUAUGAAAAUUCACGCCCAGAUUUAUGUUGAGCUAUCUACAAGCUAUAGCAACGGUCGCUACACUGAUUUAGAGAUAUUUGUCCAAGCAAAUUCGGCAACAUUUCAAUCUGACAACAACCUAGGGCUGGUGAAGCAAGUGCUCUCCUCGAUGUACAAACGGAACAUCCAAAGGCUGACCCAGACUUAUUUAACUCUUUCACUUGAAGAUAUUGCUAGGUCUGUUCAACUUGAAACACCAAGGGAUGCUGAAAUGCAUGUACUUCGCAUGAUCGAAGAUGGAGAGAUCCAUGCAACCAUAAACCAGAAGGAUGGAAUGGUCAGCUUUCAUGAAGAUCCUGAACAAUAUAAAAGUGUCGAGAUGGUGGAGCAUAUUGACUCGUCUAUCCAGAGAUUGACGGCAUUGUCCAAGAAGUUGGCUUCAAUUGAUGAGAACAUGUCAUGUGAUCCUGCAUAUUUGAUGAAGGUUGAUGUGAAAGAUAGUGUUGACUCUUGGGAGCAGCAUUUUGACAAAAUUUCUAUCGAGGAACGGAGUAAAUUUGAUGAAGAAACUCUCUACAACUUGGAAGGAAUCAAGAGAAAGAAAACUUACUCCAGAAAACCUGAUGGCUUCAGGAAUGAAUACAUUGUGUUAACCAUACUGGUUGCUGCCGAUGGAGCACUAAAAUUCCCCGAAGUCAGAAACUAUGGAGAUCUGGAAGCAAUUGUGGAAAAACUCAACUCUAUACCUGCAAGACAAAUUCAGGGGAUUCAAGUUUUAUGGACUCCCCAAGAUGAGAACGACGUUCUUUCGGAAGAGAAGCUACUAGGAGACUAUCCUUAUCUGAAGCCCUUGUGUGAGGACUAGGAUAGUUUUGUUCUCUCCAUGCUACUCCUAUUGUGUUUCAUUUAGACGAUUCACUGGUCGCAUCAGUACAAGGUGCCCAGCUUAGCAGAUUAGUUGCUACACUACACCAUACGGCUUUCCUGGUUUUGUUGCAGCGGCCAGCGGUUGUGGGAUAUAUAGAGUACGAUCACUUUGAAUGCAACAACGCGCAUGGACCGCAUAAAUUGUAUACCGCUGGGAGUGAGGAGUGAGCGAGCAGCCCUCCAAAUGUCUCAAUGUUUUUUUCUCUCUGAUUCCCA
Sorghum bicolor (sorghum) is the source of this 2102-nucleotide messenger RNA. Its product is annotated as COP9 signalosome complex subunit 3. Gene Ontology annotation, cellular component: COP9 signalosome. The transcript has 13 exons. NCBI's taxonomy places the organism in Eukaryota, Viridiplantae, Streptophyta, Magnoliopsida, Poales, Poaceae. The record is from RefSeq and is a predicted model, not a curated record. Gene Ontology annotation, biological process: ubiquitin-dependent protein catabolic process. The coding region runs from base 232 to 1824 and encodes 530 amino acids.